Messenger RNA from Malassezia vespertilionis, 2076 nucleotides. RefSeq lists its product as uncharacterized. The transcript has a single exon. Lineage: Eukaryota; Fungi; Basidiomycota; Malasseziomycetes; Malasseziales; Malasseziaceae. Bases 1 to 2076 code for a protein of 691 amino acids. Gene Ontology annotation, molecular function: DNA-binding transcription factor activity, RNA polymerase II-specific; zinc ion binding; DNA binding. Gene Ontology annotation, biological process: regulation of DNA-templated transcription; DNA-templated transcription. The record is from RefSeq and is a predicted model, not a curated record.
AUGGGGGCGGAGCGGCACAAACAGCGUCGCCCGCGCAAGAAUCUGAGCUGUAUCCCAUGUAAGGACCGCAAGAUCAAAUGUGACAGAAACGUCCCGCAGUGUGCUUCCUGUGUUGCGCGCGGAAUUACAAUACAGUGUCGCUGGGGCGAUGAGCGCGACGAUGUAAAGCCGGAUAAAGGCCCGGAACCCUGGUACGAGGAGCAGAAGCCGUUGAAAAGUACGGUGCCGCAGCCGGCCAAGCACAUAUUCCUCGAUACACUGCCUAUGCUGCCCACAAUUUUGCUUGCGGAGCUGGUCGAGACGGACAUGUUUCGAUGGCGCAAAGAGAUGCAGACGCAUUUGGACAAACUGCCUGGCUGGGAAGCGACACUAGACAUGGUAUCGUUCUACAUGUCGAAUAUGGAACCGAUAAUAUGCUGCAUGAAUUCAGCAAUAUUUAAUAGGCAGCUGCAUGAUCUUUGGGUGCAGCUCACUUGGGUGUACGGCUCGGCCAAGCCAAAGAGCAUUGCAGAGAGCAUUGCCGGCUCGCUCGGCGCUGCACCUGUCCCACGAGAAGUACAAGAGAUGCUGUUUUGGACAGAUGCACGCAAUUAUGGACUCUUGGCGCUGCUAUUCAUUAUCAUCAACACCGUCGAGCAAGUCAAGCGUUCUGACGCCGCAUUCCAGCAAGAUUCCUUAGACGAGACUACAGCAAAACCGUGCAUCUAUUUCCUGCAGCACUCCAAUUACCUGGAGGAGCCUACUCUGUGGACACUGCAGACAUGUGUACUGUUACAGCACUACUACUUCCGCAGUUCGCGGAUUGCGCUGGGCGCUGCAUGGAGCGCGACGGCGGUGCACCUCGCGAAACUCAUGGGUCUGAACCGGUUGGGGAGUGCAGUGAAGGAUAUCAUGCAUUUGCAAAUGAAGCAGGAGACGGCAGAAGACCACAUGCUAAUUGGAAUGCCUUGGGCACGCGCGUUUGCGCCUGGCGAUCCGCCACAGCGCGAGCUGGGCCGCAAAAUAUGGAGCACACUUGUGACAAUGGACUGGUACAAGUCGCUGCAUGUCAAUUUUAACCAUAUGGUGUCGGACAACAUGAACUAUACUGACCUCCCACUCGCGCUAGAAGACGACGAGUUGGAGCGGAUGGCGUCCAUGUCUUUGGAAACCUUGCAGAAUCGCGACCGUGUCUCUCCCAACCUGUACGUACAACACCAGUUUCGCAUUGCGCGCGUUGUACGCGAUAUUUCGGAAAUAUCCUUGCAGCGGCUCAGCCAAGGACUCUCGGUCAAACUGCCGUACGAGCAUCUAUUGGAAAUUGAUAGCCGCCUGCACCGUAUUCUGCAGUCCUUGCCAGACGUGCUGCGUUUCGACGGGGUGACGGAAAACACGCAGCACAUACGGCAGAUCCAUGCUUCGCACUCGUACCUGCCGCUGCAGCGGCUUUUUAUGCAGGCGUCCGUGCACAGCCGCUUACUGCGCAUGCAUAUGCACUUUCUCACCGACGGUUUGGAAGAUACACAGUACCGCUACUCGGCCAAUACCUGCAUCGCGAGUGCGUGCAUUGUGAUCGCAGUGUGGGAAGAGCUGCAGCGUGCCAAGAACCCCCAAGAGAUUUUGAAUUACAUGAUGCGGUGGCACCUGAUGGUAUCGGCAUUGGCCCUCUUUUAUGUACUCGAGUUUCUCGCCAAGCACCCAGAGUGCGAUGGGAUGUCGGAGGAGAUACGAACGCCAAAACUGCGGCAUGCAUUCAUCAUCGUGACUGCGUUCUUAGAGAAGCUAAAACCUUUUAUGCCGUUCGACAAGUACGGCAUCCAAGCAAAUCCAAUCGAUGGGCUGUCGCGAUACAGCGACCAUCUACGUGCGCAGGACCAAAACACCAAGGGGCUGCGUAUGGAGUCUGGAAUUCCCGCCGUGCCCAUGGCGCAGCGCGCCGGCUUGGCGGAGCUGGAGCCGCCUGCGUGGGUAGAAUCUUCCUGGACGCUGGACGACGCUGCAUUGCUUUCCGCCAUUCAGCAGUGGCUGCUGGGCGAAGAAGGAGGAGCGGGCGUUCCGGGGUGGAGUACAAUGCCGCUGCAUAAUACGACGAUGUAG